Messenger RNA from Culicoides brevitarsis, 1670 nucleotides. RefSeq names its product facilitated trehalose transporter Tret1-like. The transcript is spliced from 3 exons. Bases 72 to 1517 code for a protein of 481 amino acids. The record is from RefSeq and is a predicted model, not a curated record. Lineage: Eukaryota; Metazoa; Arthropoda; Insecta; Diptera; Ceratopogonidae. Gene Ontology annotation, biological process: transmembrane transport. Gene Ontology annotation, cellular component: membrane. Gene Ontology annotation, molecular function: transmembrane transporter activity.
UUUUUACAUUUUGUUGUAAUUUUUUUACGAUUUUUCUCAAUCCGGGACGAAACCUGUUCAUUUUUCAACAGAUGCACAACAGAAAUUCUUCAGAAAUGUUCGUUUUUAGACCAAAAGGCGUUUUUGCGCAAUAUUACGCCAUUAUUUGUGCGAAUUUAAUGACACUUUUGUACGGAAUAGCAGCUGGAUGGGCCUCAAACAGUCUCCGAAUCCUCCAAUCAACCGACACACCAUUGACUUCGGGACCAUUAACGCUGUGGGAAUCAUCAUGGGUCGGCUCGAUAUUGUGUGUAGGAGGCGCAAUUGGUCAAAUUUUCUUCAGUUUCAUGGCGGAUCGUUACGGAAGGAAGCCUGGAUUGGCAAUUUCGUUCGUUCCAGUUGUCGUUAGUUGGUUACUCAUCGUUUUUGGACAAGAAUUUUAUGCACUUUUCGUUUCCCGCUUCCUUAGUGGCUUCAUCGGAGGUGCCGCUUAUCAGAUUUUGCCAUUGCUUGUGAGUGAAGUGUCAAAUGUGGAGAUUCGGGGGAUACUGGGAUCGUUUUUGCUGCUCUUUACCAACUUAGGGAUUUUACUGGGAUACAUUUUUUGUGCAUUUUUACCUUAUCGGAUAGUGCCAUGGGUAGCAAUUGGCAUCAGUUGUGCCUUUUUAGUUGGAUUUUCGAUAGUUCCGGAGACACCAAAGUACCUCAUGAUGAAGGGAGGCACAGAAAAUGACGAAAAAUUGAAGAAUUCUGUUGAAUUUUUCAGUGGAAAACCUUUUGUGAAGGAAAUUACCGUACAAAGAUCGAACGAAGAGCCAUCAAGUAUCAAAUUAAAGUCACUUUUUGACGUUUCAACACGAAAUGCCUUCAGACUUUCGCUCCUACUGAUGUCCUGUUGUUGUUUCAGCGGCGUUUUCACCGUCCUGCAAUACACGGAGACGAUUUUUUCCGAAGCGGGAUCCAAUUUAUCGCCAUCCACGUCGAGCAUAAUAGUGGCCGUCAUCCAAUUAGCAGGUUCGUACUUUGCCACAAUCGUUGUUGAGCGUGCUGGACGUCGUAUUUUGCUCCUUGCCUCAUCUUAUGGGUCUGCGAUCUGUCUCGGCGUGAUGGGCGCUCAUUCGUUCCUCAAAGAAAAUGACUUUGAUGUGUCGUCAUUUGCGUGGUUGCCACUUUUGUGUCUCUCGUUGCUGCUUUUUAUCGCUGCAAAUGGCGCUACAACGGUUUCUUUCAUCGUAAUUGGCGAAGUUUUCGCGCAAAAUGUUCGAGGAUUGGCAAUUUCUUUGUGUCUCCUGUACCAAUGGAUGCUGGCAUUUGUACUUGUACUCGUUUUUCCGUUCCUAAUUCAAUAUUUACAGAUGUCGGGAGCAUUGUGGGUCUUCACGGCAAUCGGAACUGUGAUAGCAUCGAUAUUAGUUUUUAUUCUUCCCGAGACAAAAGGACGCACAAUUGAUGAAAUUGUCGAUAUUCUUGGGAAAAAUCGAGAAAAAACGGAAAUUUUAGCAAAAAGUUGUUCUACAGAAGUUAGUACCAAGCUGUAGUAAGAGAAAUGCAUUCUAAUAAACAUUCAUUUAUUUACAAAAUAACAAUUUUUAGUGUCCUUGGCCCACUGACAUACUUUUCGCGUGCCUUACAAGCGCAUUAUUCACUCAACGUACGACGUACAACGCGCAUUGAGCUUACUAUGCAACUCG